Letharia lupina is the source of this 1410-nucleotide messenger RNA. RefSeq lists its product as uncharacterized. Lineage: Eukaryota; Fungi; Ascomycota; Lecanoromycetes; Lecanorales; Parmeliaceae. Gene Ontology annotation, cellular component: endoplasmic reticulum lumen. The transcript is spliced from 2 exons. Gene Ontology annotation, biological process: response to endoplasmic reticulum stress. The record is from RefSeq and is a predicted model, not a curated record. Gene Ontology annotation, molecular function: protein disulfide isomerase activity; protein-disulfide reductase activity. The coding region runs from base 1 to 1410 and encodes 469 amino acids.
AUGUUGCAAAAAGCCUCUCUGGUUGCUUUCUUUAUUCUCGCUCUAACGGCAUCCUCUAGUGCUGAAGGUCUCUAUACCAAGAACUCCGGCGUCCUUCAAGUCGAUGGCUCAAGCUACAACAAGCUCGUUGCAAAGUCGAAUCAAGUAUCGCCAGAAUAUGAGAAAGCCGCGAAGGGCCUCAAAGAUCUUGCCCAAGUCGUCGCAGUCAAUUGUGACGAUGAGGCCAAUAAGGCAUUCUGUGGAAGCAUGGGUGUCCAAGGAUUCCCCACCCUCAAGAUUGUCAAGCCUUCGAAGAAACCAGGAAAGCCCAUAGUGGAAGACUACCAAGGACCCAGGACGUCAAGUGGCAUCGUUGAUGCUGUGAAGUCUUCCAUACCCAAUAAUGUUAAGAAGGUCACAGACAAGGGUCUGUCGGCGUUCUUGGAGAGCAACAAUGACACAGCCAAGGCCAUCCUUUUCAGUAAUAAGGGAACAACAAGCGCUUUAACCAAGGUUUUGGCUACAGAGUAUCUCGGAAGCAUGAAAUUCGCCCAGAUCCGGGACAAAGAGACUAAAGCUGUCGAGAUGUUCGGAGUCUCCGAAUAUCCAACGCUCAUUGUGUUGCCUGGAGGAACUGAGGAGCCGGCGAAGUUCGAAGGAGCGUACAAAAAGAAGGACAUGAAAGACUUCAUCAGUCAGUACGCCUCUUCGGACUCGAAGGCUUCUCCAGAGAAACAGAAGCCGAUGGGUAAGAAGCCUCAGAAAGCUUCCGAAGAAGAAGCAGCCGAGUCAAAAGAAGCCGCCUCAUCUUUCUCCGCGGCAUCAUCUUCGCAUGCUUCCGCCGAAGCUGCAGAAGCAGCAGCUGGAGCUACUUCAGUUACUCUUGAGGACGAAAGUAACCCUACCGAGUCUCCAGACCCAAUCGCCUCUCCUGACGCACCAAAGCCAGUAUUGGUUCACAAUAUGCCUGACCCAAUUCCAGCUCUCGUCGAAGAGAAGUACCUCCAAGAGAAAUGCCUUGGCCCAAAGACAUCGACUUGCAUACUCGCGCUGUUGCCCAACGUUGGAGACGACGAGGUCCUUCCUGAAUCCGCGAGCUCGGCUCUGGCAAGCUUAGCUGAAUUGGCGGACAAACACGUGAAACGGGAGAGCAAGCUGUUUCCCUUCUACUCUAUUCCUUCUAGGAAUACUGCAUCCGCUACUAUACGUGACGCGUUGAAGCUUGGAGAAGAAAAAGAUUUCGAGCUUGUGGCAGUCAAUGCGAGGAGGGGAUGGUGGAGACGUUACCCGGGCGAGAAAUUUGAUUUCCAUUCGGUAGAGAAUUGGGUGGACAACAUCAGAUUUGGGGAAGGCUCAAAAGAGGUGUUGCCGGAGGCGUUGCUAAGGAAAGAAGAAGAGGAACCAGCAGCCCCGGAGCAUGGCGAGUUGUAA